UAGCCCUUUGCUCUUUUCCCCAAACCCUGGGCCCUCAGCCAGCCGCUGGUAAUCCCUCCGCGUCCAGCGCACCAGCACUGACGUUUGACCUCCGCAGGGCAGGGACAGGGCAUGGAGCUGGCAUCAUCCUGCCUGGUGUAAAGCAGGAGGCAGGGUGGCAGGGAUUAGAAAUCUCUGAGAACAACAUCACAUGCUCCCCGGGUGACACCUGCUACAAUAGCCUUGCAGCCAGGAGUUCCAGAUUUUCCUGGUCCCUGCACCUGUAGACGGGCCCCCAGGGUGACGGUGACUGGCUCUGUGGAGGGAACAUUGGGGCCCCUCCUUGCAGGCCAGCAGGUGCUUCCGCAGCCGGGGCACCCCGACGGCCAGGAUGUCCACCCAGAGCGUCCACCCCCUGAAACCCGAGGCCCUGCGCCUGCCGCCUGGGAUUCCCGAGUCCCCAGGCUGCCAGCGGCGCCACACGCUCCCUGCCAGCGAGUUUCGCUGCCUCACCCUGGAGGACGCCGUAAGCGUGUUUGAGAUCGAGCGUGAAGCCUUCGUCUCUGUCUCGGGCCUCUGCCCCCUGUACCUGGACGAGAUCCGGCACUUCCUGACCCUGUGUCCCGAGCUAUCUCUGGGCUGGUUUGAGGAGGGCCGCCUUGUGGCCUUCAUCAUCGGCUCACUUUGGGACAAGGAGAGACUCACUCAGGAGUCGCUGACGCUGCACAGGCCUGGGGGCCACACAGCCCACCUGCACGUGCUGGCCGUGCACCGCACCUUCAGGCAGCAGGGCAGGGGCUCCGUCCUGCUGUGGCGCUACCUGCACCAUUUGGGCGGCCGGCCGGCCGUGCGCCGGGCCGUGCUCAUGUGCGAGGACGCGCUCGUGCCCUUCUACGAGAAGCUUGGCUUCCACGCCGUGGGCCCGUGCGAUGUCACCGUGGGCCCCCUCACCUUCACAGAGCUCCAGUGCUCCCUGCGGGCCCAGGCCUUCCUGCGCAGGAACAGCGGCUGCUGAACCUGCUGUCCACCUGGCCGUGGGAGACGCGGGAGACACGGGCGGGCCGUCUCUGUCUCCGCCCUGGGCUCCCGGCACAGCUGAGCACGA
This is a messenger RNA of Lemur catta (Ring-tailed lemur), 1084 nucleotides long. It is a transcript of the gene AANAT, whose product is annotated as aralkylamine N-acetyltransferase. Lineage: Eukaryota; Metazoa; Chordata; Mammalia; Primates; Lemuridae. The record is from RefSeq and is a predicted model, not a curated record. The coding region runs from base 371 to 994 and encodes 207 amino acids. Gene Ontology annotation, biological process: response to light stimulus; melatonin biosynthetic process; circadian rhythm. Gene Ontology annotation, cellular component: cytoplasm. Gene Ontology annotation, molecular function: aralkylamine N-acetyltransferase activity. The transcript is spliced from 4 exons.